AUGCACUUUUCCAACCUAAAGCUGCUUGCUCUUCUUUUCUUUUACCAGUCUAAUAACUUAAUUUUUGCAGCGGCGAAAUGUGCACCAGGAUGCGGCGAUGCUGAUGCUUGUAUUGGGACUGAAUUCUGCACUACUGCGACCUUCACCACACCCAGCUCGACUGUUCUGACAACAUGCGUGCCCACGGCAACUUGCCUUGGGCCCAAUGCGAUUUCGGUACUGGGAUGGGCUGUUGCUCGGGGUAUUGCGCGGCGACCAGAUGCCGACCCACUGAUGAAAAGUGGCCUGGGUGUAAUGAGGACAAUGGGCCAUGUUUGGCUGAUGAGAAUUGUUGUUAUGGGAAUAAGUGAAUAUAUUGAGCAAUGA
Penicillium cosmopolitanum is the source of this 366-nucleotide messenger RNA. RefSeq lists its product as uncharacterized. Bases 1 to 366 code for a protein of 121 amino acids. The transcript is spliced from 4 exons. Lineage: Eukaryota; Fungi; Ascomycota; Eurotiomycetes; Eurotiales; Aspergillaceae. The record is from RefSeq and is a predicted model, not a curated record.